Messenger RNA from Papilio machaon (common yellow swallowtail), 1167 nucleotides. RefSeq lists its product as uncharacterized. Bases 1 to 1167 code for a protein of 388 amino acids. NCBI's taxonomy places the organism in Eukaryota, Metazoa, Arthropoda, Insecta, Lepidoptera, Papilionidae. The transcript is spliced from 3 exons. The record is from RefSeq and is a predicted model, not a curated record.
AUGUGUGCGGCUGCGGCUGCGCUGCGCUGCGGCUGCGGCGGGCCGCGCACCGCACGCUCGACAGUUUUAUUAGAGCGGCUACUUGCAGUAGCGGUCGGCCUUGAGGCGCGCGCGGCGGUCCAGCAGCGGCUACUUGCAGUAGCGGUCGGCCUUCAGGCGCGCGCGGCGGUCCAGCAGCGGCUACUUGCAGUAGCGGUCGGCCUUGAGGCGCGCGCGGCGGUCCAGCAGCGGCUACUUGCAGUAGCGGUCGGCCUUGAGGCGCGCGCGGCGGUCCAGCAGCGGCUACUUGCAGUAGCGGUCGGCCUUGAGGCGCGCGCGGCGGUCCAGCAGCGGCUACUUGCAGUAGCGGUCGGCCUUGAGGCGCGCGCGGCGGUCCAGCAGCGGCUACUUGCAGUAGCGGUCGGCCUUGAGGCGCGCGCGGCGGUCCAGCAGCGGCUACUUGCAGUAGCGGUCGGCCUUGAGGCUCGCGCGGCGGUCCAGCAGCGGCUACUUGCAGUAGCGGUCGGCCUUGAGGCGCGCGCGGCGGUCCAGCAGCGGCUACUUGCAGUAGCGGUCGGCCUUGAGGCGCGCGCGGCGGUCCAGCAGCGGCUACUUGCAGUAGCGGUCGGCCUUGAGGCGCGCGCGGCGGUCCAGCAGCGGCUACUUGCAGUAGCGGUCGGCCUUGAGGCGCGCGCGGCGGUCCAGCAACGGCUACUUGCAGUAGCGGUCGGCCUUGAGGCGCGCGCGGCGGUCCAGCAGCGGCUACUUGCAGUAGCGGUCGGCCUUGAGGCGCGCGCGGCGGUCCAGCAGCGGCUACUUGCAGUAGCGGUCGGCCUUGAGGCGCGCGCGGCGGUCCAGCAGCGGCUACUUGCAGUAGCGGUCGGCCUUGAGGCGCGCGCGGCGGUCCAGCAGCGGCUACUUGCAGUAGCGGUCGGCCUUGAGGCGCGCGCGGCGGUCCAGCAGCGGCUACUUGCAGUAGCGGUCGGCCUUGAGGCGCGCGCGGCGGUCCAGCAGCGGCUACUUGCAGUAGCGGUCGGCCUUGAGGCGCGCGCGGCGGUCCAGCAGCGGCUACUUGCAGUAGCGGUCGGCCUUGAGGCGCGCGCGGCGGUCCAGCAGCGGCUACUUGCAGUAGCGGUCGGCCUUGAGGCGCGCGCGGCGGUCCAGCAGCGCAGCGGCUACUUGCAGUAG